Aureobasidium pullulans EXF-150 is the source of this 1715-nucleotide messenger RNA. Its product is annotated as FAD/NAD(P)-binding domain-containing protein. Gene Ontology annotation, biological process: secondary metabolite biosynthetic process. The record is from RefSeq and is a predicted model, not a curated record. Gene Ontology annotation, molecular function: FAD binding; monooxygenase activity. NCBI's taxonomy places the organism in Eukaryota, Fungi, Ascomycota, Dothideomycetes, Dothideales, Saccotheciaceae. The coding region runs from base 151 to 1452 and encodes 433 amino acids. The transcript has 5 exons.
AGUGGGGAUCGGUAAGUCUUCACGGAGCUGCUGCUUAUGGAUGGGCAUCUAGGGCAGACGACAACGUGGAGAGCUGCUUGAUUCUGUUGUACUUAAACAAAUCUGACUGCCCUCAUCUCCUCCACGAACAUCCAAAUUAUCAUCAUCACCAUGCCUUCCGCGACCUCUUCAUCCUUGGACAUCGUUGUAAUCGGAGCUGGACUUGGUGGCUUGGCUGCCGCUAUCUCCUGUGCUCUCGGCGGCCACAACGUAACAGUAUUGGAACAAGCAAGAGAACUGGCAGAAAUCGGUGCAGGGUUGCAAAUCACACCAAACGCGUCGAGACUAUUCCAACAAUGGGGGAUUGAUAAGGUUCUCGAACCGUUGGCGGCCGAACCGACCUUCCUCGCGGUGCACAGAUAUUCCGAUGGAAAAGUACUUGCCUUGCAGCAAGAUUUCGACAAGAAAAUAAGAGCCAAAUACGGAGCACCCUUUUGGGACCUGCACCGUGUGGACCUGCAAAGGGCACUUGCACAGCGAGCAAAGGACCUUGGUGUAAAGCUGAGGCUGAACAGCAAGGUGACCAGCGUGGAUUUUGACAAGUCGACAUUACAUUUGGAUGAUGGAACCACAUACGAAGCAGAUCUUCUGGUUGGAGCUGAUGGCUUGUGGUCAAAGUGCAGAGCGCAUUUCUUGAAACAGUCGGGUAAAGAAGAUGCACCUCUACCGACUGGAGACCUCGCCUACCGAAUUGUACUUGACUUGGACGACCUCGAAGAUCCUGAGCUCCGCGAGAUGGUGUCCAAGCCGGCGUGCCACUUCUGGAUUGGACCAGGAGCCCACGUCGUCGCAUACUCGGUCCGUGGUGGUAAGCAGUACAACAUUGUCCUUCUUGUACCCGACAAUCUUCCUCCGGAUGUUUCGAGAUCUUCCGGAGACAUUAGUGAGAUGAGAGAGAUCUUCACAAAAUGGGACCCAAUUCUGAAUCGCUUCUUGGACAAUGUCAAGACAGUAGACAAAUGGAAGCUCAUGCACCGACCAGAACUGGACAGCUGGGUCAGCAAGAAGAGCAACUUCGUCUUCCUCGGAGACUCAUGUCAUCCCAUGCUUCCCUACCUGGCCCAAGGUGCCAACUCCUCGUUGGAAGACGGUGCGGUGCUUGGAAAUCUGCUGGCCGUGGUUAAGAGCAAGGAACAGCUGCCCGAGGCACUACGCCUGUAUGAGAACCUGAGAAAGAAGCGAGGUGAAGCUAUCGUUCGAGAAACCUUUGCUCAGAGAAACGACUUCCACAUGGAGGAUGGAGAAGAGCAACAAACGCGUGAUAAGCUGUUCGCUGGUCAGCUUGGCAAAUCAGAGCCUGAAGUCAAGUUCCCAAGUCGUUGGACCUGCCCGGUGGUACAGCCAUGGCUUUACGGCUACGACGCGCAGAAAGAGGUAAACGACGCGUUGAAGGGUUCGUCACUCGCGCAAUAAUUCGGUGAUGGUAUAAACCAAGCGACGGUUUGGAUGGGACAUCGUACCAUCCUCUCGCGUUCAGUACUCGUACCUACCUCGACGAUGUCAUAUCCCACAACGUCAGUGGUGUUGAGUUCGGCAAUACAGGCCAUGUAUUUCCCCGUGGGUCAUGACUUUUCGGCAUGAGAAACAGACGGAGAGACCGUCGGCGUCAAUUGGCAUGUAACGUUGCUUUUCAAUUCGGUCCUGCUGGCGGUUAUAUUCAAGUCGAGCAUUUAGCC